GGCUGUAAAAUACAGACAGGCAAAUUAAACAGUCAGCUAACCCGGCAAGGGAGACACAAAAGUUGAAGUUUGAAUAUUCGUGCAGAUAAUUACAGUGAAAUUAGUUAAAAGUCAACUUGAUUUUCGACAAUUCAUUGUGAAUUCUUAAUUCUACAUGCAAAAAACAAACUGCGCAUUUGCCACAACUUUCAAGUUCAAUCUAGUUGUUGAAAACUAUUUGUUUUUCCAGUUGUUUGCUCAACUGUCGCACUAAGACUGAGUGAAUAUUGAACAGUUAAUCAAACUGAACUCACAGAUUCGUAAUGAAAUUUAGAUUGAGUUUAACUUUUGUGUGCUGCCUGCUGUCAGUACUAAGCGAAAUCAAACUUGUGUGCGGCGCCAAAAUACUUGCUGUCUAUGCAUUUCCAGGCAAGAGUCACUACAUGAUGCACACGGCGCUGAUAAGAGAACUCAUCGAGAGUGGCCAUCAAGUGACAAUGAUUGCAGCAUUUUCCCUCGAGUCACAAAGCCUCGGCAGCAACUACACGGAAUUGCUCAUAGAACCUGUCUACGAUUUCUGGCAUGACGUGAAGCUCAACUUUGGCGUCGAACAUCUAUUUGAUCUCACACAAAUGACAAACUACGAUUUUCUCAAAAUGCUGGAGAUUAUUGGACUCAAGACCACGGAGCAUGCAUUGAAGCAGCCCAAGGUGCAGAAGCUCAUCCACGCCAAGGAGACGGAGGGAGUCUUCGAUCUGCUGCUGGCCGAGCAGUUCUAUCAGGAGGCCUUUCUCGCCUUAUCAUACAAGUACAACAUACCUAUAGUGACAACCAGUACGCUGGGCUACGAGAAUCACAUGAGUCAGAUGAUGGGACUGAUCUCGCCGUGGUCCUUUGUGCCUCAUGGUUUUAUGCCCUUCACCGAUCGCAUGUCUUUUGUGGAGCGACUGCGGAAUACUUACGUUUCGUUGUAUGAGGACUUUGAUCGCCUGCUUAACUAUUUCCCCAAAAUGGAUGCAAUAGCAACAAAGUAUUUCAACACAGUAAUGGCUGAGGUGCCAAAGGUCAGGCACAUGGAGACGCAAAUCUCGGUGAUGCUGCUGAACAGUCACGCACCGCUGACAACGUCACGUCCCACCGUCGAUUCGAUGGUGCCAGUGGGCGGCAUGCAUAUCUAUCCACCGAAGCAGUUGCCCAGGGAUAUGCAAAGCUUCCUCGACGGGGCCACAGAUGGCGCCAUCUUCUUCAGUCUCGGCAACAAUGUGCAGAGCAAAGAAAUGCCACCCGAGAUGCUGCGGCUAUUCCUCAAGGUCUUUGGCUCCCUGAAGCAGCGUGUUCUAUGGAAAUUCGAGGACGAAUCAAUUGGCCAGCUGCCGGCGAACAUCAUGAUCCGUAAGUGGCUGCCACAGGCGGAUAUUCUGGCGCAUCCCAAUGUCAAAGUAUUCAUCACACACGGCGGUCUCUUUGGCACCCAAGAAGGUGUGCACUAUGCGGUGCCCAUGCUAGGCAUACCCUUCUACUGCGAUCAGCAUCUGAACAUGAACAAGGCUGUGCUAGGUGGCUACGCUAUUAGUCUGCACUUUCAGUCCAUCACUGAGCAAUUGCUCACUCACUCGUUGCUUCAGCUCAUCCACAACGUCACCUACAAGGAGAAUAUUCAACGCGUCUCGCGCAUCUUCCGCGAUCGUCCGUUGGAGCCGCGCAAGAAUGCGGUUUAUUGGAUCGAAUAUGUCAUUCGCCAUAAGGGUGCUCCACAUAUGCGUUCAGCUGGUCUGGAUCUCACCUGGUAUCAAUUCUAUUUGCUGGAUGUGAUUGCCUUUGCAGCAGCCACAAUCGUUGGAGUUUUCCUGCUGGUCAGCUUUGCACUGCGUUUGCUUAGAAGUCACAAACAAAAGCAACAAAAGGAAAAAGCAAAUUAACAUUAAUUGUCAUUUAAAAUUUUACAAAUUGCAAUCACAUA
Messenger RNA from Drosophila nasuta, 1939 nucleotides. RefSeq names its product UDP-glycosyltransferase family 49 member C1 (gene Ugt49C1). Gene Ontology annotation, molecular function: UDP-glycosyltransferase activity. The transcript has 6 exons. NCBI's taxonomy places the organism in Eukaryota, Metazoa, Arthropoda, Insecta, Diptera, Drosophilidae. The record is from RefSeq and is a predicted model, not a curated record. The coding region runs from base 303 to 1898 and encodes 531 amino acids.